Gaeumannomyces tritici R3-111a-1 is the source of this 1841-nucleotide messenger RNA. RefSeq lists its product as hypothetical. The transcript has a single exon. NCBI's taxonomy places the organism in Eukaryota, Fungi, Ascomycota, Sordariomycetes, Magnaporthales, Magnaporthaceae. The record is from RefSeq and is a predicted model, not a curated record. Bases 607 to 1098 code for a protein of 163 amino acids.
CAACGGCGAAAGUGUGCCUUGCCCUGCGUGCGUUGCCAACUGGCCCGACUCUGUUAUUCCCUGGCACAGAGGUCACGCAGGCAGGAAAAAAAGACGCAGCUUGGCACAACACCAUCCAUCUGACCCCUCCACCCCUCCUCCCUCUUGCCCAGACGUCGAAUCGGAAGUUUGCAUUCGGGCCGCGACGCGGUGGGCUUGGGCGCCUUUUCCCAUCUGCAGUGCUUUGCUGUUAAAAACACGGGGGAUAAAGAACGAGGUUCGCCGGGGGUGGUCUGUGGGCUGUGGGCUUUUGUGUACCCAUUGGGCUUGAACGGAGAGCACACCUGGGAAGCAGUGCCGGCAAGUAGCCGAGCGUGUGGCCGGCAUCUCUGGCUCGUCUUUGGGUCAUUAAAAAGGCAUAUUUUCCACAGCUGGCCCAUCAGUCGGUCAUCUUGGAUCGGCGACAUCUACUUCUAACCGGCUUCAACAGUCACCAGCGCACGUAUAAGAGAGUCCAGACUAGACGUACAAACCCCUCCCGAACCUCGUCCCCUUUCAUGUCCGAAUCCCCAACCAAGCACACACCCACAUACCCACACACAUAGGCCAGAGCACACAGAAGCGGCCAUGAUGCACAACCAAGCCCUUCUCCCGACCUACCUCAAAGGGAUCGGAGGCUGGUGUGACCCCGCCCUGGAAAACGCCAAAGCCAUGCGUCUGCCCAAGACGCCCGCCAUGCCCGUGUCGGAGCGACGAGACAGCAGCGAAGCAACCCGGCCGACAAGCGGGCACCCGCAGACACAGCAGCAACAGCAGCAGCAGCAGCAGCAUCAGCGACACCAGACCGAGAGAGCCAAGCCCAGAGGUGUUACGAACAGCACCUUGACGAGGGCGCCGUCGCCACCAUCGUCCAGGAACGCGACGCCCGCCGUGACCACGACCAAGUCGGCAACCGCAAGACCCAGGCACCGGCAAUUCCACGCGCCCAAGAUACUCGCCGCAGAGCUCCUCGGCCCUAAGAGCUGGCACACCGAGCGGGAGGACUGGGUGCGGUCCCCCGCCGCCACUCCCAACGCCGCCUACAAGGCCAUGCCGCUGCUGGCCCCGCCGGCGCGGUGAACACACCUGGCGGGAAAAAGGCAGAAAAAUAAAAAGGCAACCGCCGGACAUUUUGCGUAGCCGAGCCCUGAACUGCGGCGCACCCAGGCGGGGUCGAUUGAGGAGGGGAGGGAAUGGGAGGUGGUGUGCGUGCCAAUCUCUCCUGAUCUGGCUGGCACCACACCACCACCACCCUCAUCCUCGUCAGAUUCGCUGCCCAACCGUGCCAACCACACCAGGAAGCGGCCGGCCGUCUCCUCCCCAUCCAUCGUGUGUGCUGCCUAGGUUGGCCACACCACACCCUUCUCUUCAGCCUUGAGGCUUGUCCGCCUGGAAAGUCACGCCAUGCCCAGCCGACCAGAAAAGGAGCCCUGGCGAGGGGCCUUUUGGAGGGGUCGCAGCAUGAGCUGGUAGGACUGUCUAAGAUGGGGCUCCUCCCGAAAUCUAGCGCUGCAUGUCUCAACUCAUCUCGGCGCAACUCAUCUCGAUUGCAUCGUCUCUUGUGGGUGCGAGCCACUGCUUUUGCAUCAUUGAUCAAGCGUCGCUUCGGACAGGGAAAAGAGGAGAAGAGGAUAGAAUAGACACAUCAACAACACAACCAGCCCAGGUCGGGCCUCAGCUGCAGCCCAAGGUUUGAGUUUGUGUUUAUAUUGGAGCUGCCACGGAUGCAAUACUGGCAGAGCCACAUAGCAGGAUUUAUUUAAUACUACGUUAGCGACCCGGGAAAAACACAAGAUUGCAUAUGCAAACAUUCACAUGUGCCG